This is a messenger RNA of Stylonychia lemnae, 1149 nucleotides long. Lineage: Eukaryota; Ciliophora; Spirotrichea; Sporadotrichida; Oxytrichidae. The record is from the annotation of a GenBank genome assembly.
AUGGGUCAAAAAUAGUCUUAACAAGAAGAACAGAUCUUGAAGAUUUAGCCAGUAUCAAAGAAAGCAUAUGUUAUCGGAAUAUCAUCCUAUGAUAAAAUCUCAGCAAAUUAUAAAAAUCUCCCAUCAGCCAAUAUAGAUGCAUUUGAAAUUAUGAAUGUCCUUAAAUCCUAAAACUUUAAUGUAGCUACAAGUAUGCUAGCAACCUUAGAUGUGAUAAAAAAUCCAUCUAGUGCAAGAAAAUCAGAAAUUGACAGGUAAAUAUAAAAAUUUAUUUUGGAAGAGUAAUAAGCAAAAUAAAAAAAGAAAUAUGGUCAUAAAUUUUACUUUAUCUAUUAUUCAGGGCGAGGCUUUUACUAUAAGGAAACUGGUUUAACAUUUGGUAUAGACUCUGAUGGAAAAAUAAUAAACUUUUAGAAAUACAUUGAUCAAUUUGUAAUAGGAGGAUUAUAUGCACUCUUUUUCAUUGAAUGUGAUAGAAAAGAGACAUGUGAUGAAAAUCUUUUGAAUUAGAUACACUAAGAGUAGUAUUAAUCUCCUGAAAUUUUGGAAAAAUUCGAGACUUGUGCAGUCAUAGUUAAAUAUACAACAGCUGCAGGCUAUAAUAAACCUAUAGAUGGAUCCUUUGUAAUGAGCAGCGAAUCAUAUGAUCUAAUUAGGAAAAUAAACUUGAAUGGAUUAGGUAAAAAUUUAAAUGAAAUCUUCUAUAAUCUUAAACCUAAUUGCUAGUUACAUGGAAACCUAAUGCAUUCUUAAGUCUAAGUAUUUGAUUAAAUAAAACUAAUAGAAGCUGGAUACUAUGAUUAAUCAGUUUACAAGGGAUAAUCAAACUUUGCUAAUUUGAGAAAUGGUUUUGGCUAUUAUAAAUGGGUUGAUUAAGGAGAGUAUGAAGGAUAUUGGAUUUAGGGGUUUUAGAAUGGCUAUGGAAAACAUCAUCACUUUCCUUCAGGCAAAAUACACUAGGGAUAUUAUUAAAACGGAGCUAUAGGUAAACUAGGCCUCUCUAAGCUGCCUGGAGGUCAAAUAAUAGAUGGUGAAUUCUAAGAUUCUAAACCUCAUGGAUAUGUUGAAUUUUAUUACGCCUAAAAUGAUCGAUAUUAUGGUAGUAUGAAAAAUGGGUAAAUAUUGUGUGCCUUAACUAUUUUAGUUUGA